AACUGGGAGGUGCUUUGGAUGGCACUUGUAGUACUUAUAAGUACAUGUGGUUAUCAUAAGCAGCACACAUUUUGGACACCUGCAGGUAUCGGGAGGACUACAGAAUAGUGAGCACACGAUACUUUUAUAACAUAAUGGCUGAGAAACCAGAUGGAUGUAGUUCUACUUGUAAUCCUAAAAAAAUCUGUUGUUUCAGUUCAGGCCGAGGAGCAUGCUCAUGUAGGGCAGCUGGUGUGCUGUGUACAGAUUAUUGCCCAUGUGGUAAAGAGAGACAGUGUAGCAAUAAACCUAUCAGUAAAAAACCCACUACAAUUGCCAACUCAGAAUCAGAUAAAGUACGUGCAAUGACUAGGAGAGUAGGCACCAUGGCCAUCAGUAAGACAACUACAGAAUCUACUUACUUUAACAUAAUGGCUGAGAAACCCAAUGGAUGUAGUUCUACUUGUAAUCCUAAAAAAAUCUGUUGUUUCAGUUCAGGCCGAGGAGCAUGCUCAUGUAGGGCAGCUGGUGUGCUGUGUACGGAUCAUUGCCCAUGUGGUAAAGAGAGACAGUGUAGCAAUAAACCUAUCAGUAAAAAACCCACUACAAUUGCCAACUCAGAAUCAGAUGAAGUACGUGCAAUGACUAGGGGAGUAGCCACCAUGGCCAUCAGUAAGACAACUACAGAAUCUACUUACUUGGCUAAAACAAGUACAUGUACAAUUGCUUCAGCUACCACACGUGGUGGUUGUAGUUUUGAUGACUUAGUACAUGGCGAAAAAAACUACGUUUGCGAGGCAAGCUACUUAUUAAAUCUGGAAGAAGAGCCAACAUAUGCAUUUGAUGAGACCGAGGAAAAAGCCAAUCAACGAGUAGCAAGGCUAAUAAGACAUUUGAAUGGGAUAUUCAGAGAGCUUAAAAUUCGAGGAAAAACAGUUCAAGAGUUUUAUAUUGGGAAAACGUUUGCACCUAAAUCACAAAGGAAAGGUGUGGUAUAUAAUAAUAUGGAUCCGUCUACAUUUGUAAAGAAGGCAUCAGUAGUAGAUGGUUGACUAAAUAUAAAGGAUUGGGGU
This is a messenger RNA of Amphimedon queenslandica, 1052 nucleotides long. RefSeq lists its product as uncharacterized. Lineage: Eukaryota; Metazoa; Porifera; Demospongiae; Haplosclerida; Niphatidae. The record is from RefSeq and is a predicted model, not a curated record. Bases 135 to 1031 code for a protein of 298 amino acids. The transcript is spliced from 3 exons.